GCGAACAGAAAACGCGAAUGAAAACUAACCAUCGAACACUCAAUAAUUGUGUCUAAUAUUUAUUGGAAAUUCCAUACAGUUUUUGUUUACAAAAAGAGGUGCAGAAGUUUUAAGUGGAAAUGUGAAACAAAAAUAGACACUAUUUGGCAAGACAGCUUUUCUUUUUUGGAAUAACAACGAGAGCAGCACAUGUGAGGUGUUGCAGCAGUCACAUCAAACAGCGGAGCAUCUCCCACGGCAGCUGCCGAAUGAUCUAUGAACUGGUGUAUCUGUAUCUUGUAUCUGUGUGUGCUUGCACUCCCACGAUUUUGAGGGGGAGCUCUCUUUUGGUGACAAGAUGGCUGCCAUAAAUCCAUCAACUCGCUGAGUAAAUCACACUCCAAGGCAAAACAAUAAUUAAAGGGCAUAUAAAUACGAUAUAUCGUAUAGAUUUCGAAGAGUAGUAUUUCCGUUACGCACCGACAAAAGGUGAUCAUCACAGAGAGAGAGCGAGGAUAACUUCAAAGAAGGCGCCAAAAACACAUGUUGUGGGGCCCACCAGAAGAAAAGGCAACUGUUGUUAUAUCCAUAAUAAAUUAGAAUACUAGAAGAUCACUGAUCUUCUUCCGGAGAGAGAGCGCAGGAGAGCCCGGGGGGGUUUGUAGACUGGAGAUCAGAUCAGAUGAGGGAGAACCCCAAGCUAAAGUGGAUUUCCGGUGAAUAAAAAACACAUGCGACAAACAGAAUCGGAGUCGGAGUUGGAGUCGGCGUCGGCGUCGGCAUCGGAGUUGCAGUUGUCUGCUGUCGCCUACCCCUUGGCUGGUGCUGCCGCUCCAGAGCGAGUGGCACUUAGGAGGGUGCAGGCCGCUACAAAAGUUACAAAAAUAAAUAUGCUAAAAAUGGAUAUAGACAGUGGCUGGAGUGGAAACAUCAACAGCAGAAGCAGAAGCAGAAACAGUCGCUCGCACAUCAUGAUGAGGGAAAGACUUGUCUGGGCCGUGCUGCUUUUCCUAGUUCUAACGACACCGCCACAAAUCUUUGCUCGACGAUCGCCUGCCAGCUCCCAAGAGCUGCUCAAGGACUACGAUAGUGUGGCAGGUGGCAACCGGCAGAGGAGUCCACCGCCCAACAACCCACCGGAAGCACCAACCGAGGAAACCAAUGGCGAAGAGGAUGAAAAGUCCACGGUGGCAGAGAGCCCCAAGCCGGCCCAGAGACGACCCUACUGGAAGAACCUCAACAAGAUGGUGUCACUGCAGACCAAACCAUCGGGUGCGGUCUUCACACUCAAUUGUCCGGCCCUGGGCAGCCCCGAACUGAAGCUCACCUGGUUCCGCAACGAUACGAGCGAGUGGUCCAGGAGCUAUGGCAAUCUCAAGAAGGCACGCUGGUCCCUCACCAUGGAGGACGUGGUGCCGAAUGAUUCGGGGAUCUACACCUGCCAGGUGUGCAACGAUCUGGGCUGCAUCAGUCAUGCCACCAAACUGAUAGUCAGCGAUCGAGUGAAUCACAAGCCCAUACUGAUCACAGGGCCGGCUAAUCUGACGCUCCUGAUCAACGGAAGCGGGCACAUGAACUGCAAGUAUCUGUCGGAUUUGACCAGCAAAAAGGCCUGGAUCUUUGUGCCCUGCCAGGGGGUGACCAACUGUUCGAAUAACCGCACCAUCUAUGCCCACGAUCUGGACCGGUUGGACUUCGUGAACGUCACCAUGGAGCAGGAGGGCUGGUACACGUGCAUCGAGAGCAACAGUCUGGGCCAGUCGAACAGCACCGCCUACCUGCGUGUGGUAAGGAGUCUGCAUCUGCUGGAGGCCGGCAUGGCCAGUGGCAUGGGCCGGAGCACCGGCAUGACGGCCAUUGUCAUUAUCGUGAUCGGUGUCCUGAUCCUCAUGUGCAUCCUGUUCGGCUACUACGCCGUGCGCAAGAUGAAGCACGAGAAGCUGCUCAAGCAGCGCAUCGAGACGGUGCAUCAGUGGACCAAGAAGGUGAUCAUCUUCAAGCCCGAGGGCGGCGGCGACUCCAGCGGCUCCAUGGACACCAUGAUCAUGCCCGUGGUAAAGAUCCAGAAGCAGCGUACCACAGUCCUCCAAAGCGGCAACGAACCGGCGCCCUUCAACGAAUACGAAUUCCCGCUGGACUCCAACUGGGAGCUGCCCCGAGGACAACUGGUGCUGGGCGCCACUCUCGGUGAGGGCGCCUUUGGGCGCGUGGUCAUGGCCGAGGUCAACAGUGCCAUUGUGGCCGUCAAAAUGGUCAAGGAGGGACACACCGACGAUGAUAUUGCCAGUCUGGUGAGGGAAAUGGAGGUUAUGAAGAUCAUAGGCCGUCACAUCAACAUCAUCAAUCUCCUCGGAUGCUGCAGCCAGAGCGGACCCCUCUAUGUCAUCGUGGAAUAUGCGCCGCAUGGCAAUCUCAAGGACUUCCUCUACAAGAAUCGCCCCUUUGGCCGAGAGCAGGUGGACAGCUCACAGCCGCCGCCAUCGCCUCCGGCGCAUGUCAUCACCGAAAAGGAUCUGAUCAAGUUUGCCCAUCAAAUCGCCCGUGGCAUGGACUACCUGGCCUCGCGUCGCUGCAUCCAUCGCGAUCUGGCCGCACGCAACGUACUCGUCAGCGAUGAUUAUGUCCUGAAGAUUGCGGACUUUGGUCUGGCCAGGGAUAUCCAGAGCACGGAAUACUAUCGGAAGAACACCAACGGACGGCUGCCGAUCAAGUGGAUGGCACCCGAAUCGCUGCAGGAGAAGUUCUACGAUUCGAAGAGCGAUGUCUGGUCGUACGGCAUACUGUUGUGGGAGAUCAUGACCUUUGGGGCACAGCCCUAUCCCACCAUAAUGUCCGCCGAAGAGCUCUACAGCUAUCUGAUGUCCGGCCAGCGCAUGGAGAAGCCCGCCAAAUGCUCGAUGAACAUUUACAUUCUGAUGCGACAGUGCUGGCACUUCAAUGCCGACGAUCGGCCGCCCUUCACGGAGAUUGUCGAGUACAUGGACAAGCUGUUGCAGGCCAAGGAGGACUAUCUGGAUGUGGACAUAGCCAAUCUGGAUACACCGCCCUCCACCAGCGAUGAGGAGGACGCGGAAUCAGAUGCUGAGCAAAUGUUGCGAUAUCAUUAUGUGACGCGAACACCAAAUGAUCAUUGAACGAUCAUUGAGACUUUCAAUUUUGAAACGAUCCUUGCAACGAUCUAUUGUAAAUAUCAAAAAGAAAACAAAAUUGCACCAAAGGCGUAAACCAAAAAUCAAACACGAAUUUAUUAUUAGAAUUACUUUAAAACCCAUAACCAUUAUAUAUUAUAUAUAUAUAGAGAUAGAGCAGAGGGUCAUGCAGCAGUGCCCCUCGGUUUCGCUGUAGAAUUUUAAGUGUAUCUUUAAGUAUCGGUUGUAUUUUCUGUUGUACUUCUAUUCGUACUGAUCUUUGUAGUAUUCUGCAGUUUUAUACACGCAAAAUGGUAAAUUUAAAGAGCUGCAUGCAAGCCCCCUCCCCCUCCCAAAAAAGUGCCUUAUGAAACAAUAAAUGUUGUACGUAUCUGUAUCUGUA
Messenger RNA from Drosophila persimilis, 3510 nucleotides. RefSeq names its product fibroblast growth factor receptor homolog 1. The transcript is spliced from 2 exons. Lineage: Eukaryota; Metazoa; Arthropoda; Insecta; Diptera; Drosophilidae. Gene Ontology annotation, biological process: positive regulation of cell population proliferation; fibroblast growth factor receptor signaling pathway; positive regulation of kinase activity. Gene Ontology annotation, cellular component: membrane; signaling receptor complex. The coding region runs from base 711 to 3113 and encodes 800 amino acids. Gene Ontology annotation, molecular function: fibroblast growth factor receptor activity; ATP binding. The record is from RefSeq and is a predicted model, not a curated record.